Letharia columbiana is the source of this 357-nucleotide messenger RNA. RefSeq lists its product as uncharacterized. The record is from RefSeq and is a predicted model, not a curated record. The transcript has 2 exons. The coding region runs from base 1 to 357 and encodes 118 amino acids. NCBI's taxonomy places the organism in Eukaryota, Fungi, Ascomycota, Lecanoromycetes, Lecanorales, Parmeliaceae.
AUGGCCCUAGCUCCACCUCCCGAUGACUGGACGGACACCUCACUUAAUGCGACAGCUGGCAAUCACGGCGGGAUCAGAGCGCAUACCUACACCUACCUCUACACCUACCUCUACACCUACCUCUACACCUACCUCUACACCUACCUCUACACCUACCUCUACACCUACCUCUACACCUACCUCUACACCUACCUCUACACCUACCUCUACACCUACCUCUACACCUACCUCUACACCUACCUCUACACCUACCUCUACACCUACCUCUACACUGCAAGCGUCACAGCGGGGGGGUUUGCGACCGCUGCAGCAGCCACCCCGACGACUAGGCAUUACACGAGGAGGGCGGCGAGGUAG